Messenger RNA from Oryctolagus cuniculus (rabbit), 1793 nucleotides. The record is from RefSeq and is a predicted model, not a curated record. NCBI's taxonomy places the organism in Eukaryota, Metazoa, Chordata, Mammalia, Lagomorpha, Leporidae.
ACGGAAGUAAGGGAGCGAGGGCAAGAGCGCGGCGCGGACGCUGGAUCUCCAGGGACCGUCUGCCAAGUGCGCGGCCCCGGCGGGGCGGCGGCGCCAGGUCAGCUGACCCAGAGCGCGAGCUGAACCCGGAGGCCGGGUCCCGCGGCCGGCGCUAGCGAGAGCCCUCCUCUCUGCUCGCCCCCCGGGCUGGGGGCGCCCGGUCCGCAGCCAUGGUCUGGAGGAAGCUGACUUCUGGCAACUUCUCCAGCUGCCCCAACGGCUCCCGCCAGUGGAUCUGGGACGUGUUCGGCGAGUGCGCCUACGACGGCUGGGACGAGGCCAGCGUGGGCCUGGGCCUGAUCUCCAUCCUCUGCUUCUCAGCCUCCACCUUCCCCCAGUUCAUCAAGGCCUGCAAGACCGGCAACAUGGACCAGGCCCUGUCCCUGUGGUUCCUCCUGGGCUGGAUCGGCGGAGACUCCUGCAACCUCAUCGGCUCCUUCCUCGCCGACCAGCUGCCCCUGCAGACCUACACAGCCGUGUAUUACGUCUCGGCGGACCUGGUGAUGCUGACGCUGUACUUCUACUACAAGUUCAAGAAACGCCCGCCUCGGUGUGAGUAUGGCGGCCGCUCUGUGCCAGCACUCGGCUGGCAGCCAGAGGGCCUGGAGCCGGGACGACGCGGGCUCCCCGCUGCUGGGCGACCCUUCACCCGGCAGGAGGUCGUCGGCUUCGUCAUCGGCUCCGUCUCCAGCGUGCUCUAUCUGCUCUCCCGGCUGCCCCAGAUCCGCACCAACUUCCUGCGGAAGUCCACCGAGGGGAUCUCCUACUCCCUGUUCGCCUUGGUGAUGCUGGGGAACACGCUGUACGGGACGAGCGUGCUGCUCAAGAACCCCGAGGUGGGCCAGAGCGAGGGCAGCUACCUGCUGCACCACCUGCCCUGGCUCGUGGGCAGCCUCGGGGUGCUGCUGUUGGACACCGUGAUCUCCGUCCAGUUCCUGCUGUACAGAAACCACGCUGCCGCCGCCUCCGCCACCACCACCGCCACCGCCGCGGAGCGCGAGCCCCUGCUCCCUAGCUGAGCAGCCCCCGGCUGAGCCCGGGAUGACGGAGCCCUCCGCGUGCCACGCCCAGGCAGGGAGGCGGAGCCCGCCACGUGCCACGCCCAGGCAGGGAGGUGGAGCCUCCACGUGCCACGCCCAGGCAGGGAGGCGGAGCCCUCCGCGUGCCACGCCCAGGCAGGGAGGGUGUGGGCACUGCUGCUGUCCCGUGGCCCAGCUGCCCGUCCACCGAGCCCCGGCCUCCCAGGGCGAAGGCUGCCGUCCCUGGGAGCCUUGGGGGCGGGGCUGCCCUCACACCCACCUACCUCAUGGUGCCUGAGCGCCCCCUGGGGGCCCCGGCUGGCCUCUCAGUCCCUGGGUGCGCGGGCCCGGCUGCCUGGGAGCCGCUAGGGGGCGUCCUGUCUGUAGGCUGCUCUGGGCCGCUAGGGGGCGUCCCGUCGAGGUGUCUGUAGACUGCUGCUCUGGGCCGGCUCCGUGGCAGGCCCCACCCUGGGUGCUGGGGACGCAGCGGCACGAGGGGGCCAGGGUGGGGGGAGCUGCUGCUCGGUGCUCAGCAAGAGCAGGGCAGUCAAGGUCCACCCUUGGUCCUGCAUCUGGGUGCCCGUUACCUCAUCUGUGAAAUGGGGUGACGGUACCGCAGCGUCAGACGACCUGAAAACGGCCCCGGGGUCCCGUCAGGCCCGCAGGGUCUAGUGGUCUGGCCCUGCCAAGAGAACCGCAGACAGGGCUCGGAAUCCAAUAAAUCAAUAGCAGCUA